Molecule: messenger RNA, 741 nt
Organism: Dictyostelium discoideum AX4
Lineage: Eukaryota; Evosea; Eumycetozoa; Dictyosteliales; Dictyosteliaceae
Exons: 2
Coding region: 1-741 (246 amino acids)
Source: RefSeq, a predicted model, not a curated record
AUGGUGUCAAAAAAAAAAGCUUUCCUUGUUUACGUUUUUUAUUUUUUUUAUAUGAUCAUUUUACAACUCUUUAAAAUUUUAUUUUUAAGGAUGAUCCCUCAAUUCCAAGAAGAAGAAGAAGAAGGUUUUAAAACUAAACUUUUUAUUAAAAAUGAAAAAAAAAGAAAUGAUAUUUAUAUUUUAAUUCAUUCACCAAAAUUAUGUGGUAGUUUAAGUUUAUCAAAAAAAUUUGAAGAAAUUGUAAAUAUUGAUAGUGGACAUUAUUCAAUUUUAAUUGAUAUUGAAGGUGAAACUGAAAAUUCAAAAAAUCCAAUUGGAAUUGAAUGUCAUUUAAUAAAUGAAAAAAAAGGUACAGGUUUAAAUUCAAUUAAUUUAAUUUUAAAACAAAGAUUUAAAAAUCAAUAUCCAACAUCCACAAAGAAAGCGAUUUUAGUUGGAAAAUUAAAUGAACAGUUUGAAAGAAGGGGACAAUAUUUUAAUUAUUUAGAAAAUUCAUUUCAAUCAUUUAUUGAAUCGAAAUUAGGAGAUCAUCAUCAUCAUUCAAAUUCACCAUCAUCAUCAACAAAAAACAAUAAUAAUAAUAAUAAUGAAUUUAUUAAUUGUCAUACAUUUGCAAAAUAUUUAAUUGAAGAAAAGUUUAAAUUAAAAUGGCCUUUAAAUAUAAAUAUGGUUGAAGAUGAAUAUCCAUUUUUAAGUUCUUUAACAAAUGCUCAAAAGGAAGCUGAAUUAAUAUCUUGUUAA